UGGUCCCAAGGCUCUUUCCAGGUCCAAGAUUCUUGGAAGGGAGGGAGGGAGGAUAGAAAGGGUCCUCAGGCAGAGGAUUAUUAAACAUCCCAAAGUUUUGACAGCGUGGUCUAGACUUUGAGCACCAGUGACUCCCAUAACGUGGAAAGGCUCAGGUACUUCGGUACCUGGUUAGCACGCAGGCACACCCCGCGGGUUCCCUUAAGAGGCAGCGCCGGCCCUCCCACCGGCCAGGCGUGAAGGGCCAAGGCUGCCGGCGGCCGAGGGGUGUGAGCUGGGCAGCGGUCACCAGAGGAGGGGCGGAGGGUUGCCCUCGGCCCCGCUUUUCGCUUCUGCUCUGGCAGCCGCCUCAGAGCGACUGGAAUGGCAGAGAUGCGGCCCGGACCGGCCACUGGGUUGCAGCUCAAUGCCCUGCCAGAUCACUCGCCUCUGCUUCAGCCCGGCUUGGCCGAACUCAGGCGCCUGGCCAGGGAGGCGGGCGUCCCGCUAAUGCCGCAGCCUUUCACAGAUGCCUUCUUACUGCGGUUCUUGCGCGCCCGGGAUUUCGACCUGGACCUGGCCUGGCGGUUGUUAAAAAACUAUUAUAAAUGGAGAAUCGAAUUUCCAGAAUUAAGUGCUGAUCUACACCCUAGAAGUAUUCUUGGUCUUUUGAAGGCUGGAUACCAUGGAGUUCUGGGAUCCAGGGAUCCAACUGGUAGCCGAGUUCUUAUUUACAGAAUUGGUGAUACACAUAUUAUAUAUAUAGACCCAAAAGUGUUUACAGUUUAUGACGUAUUUCGCGUAAGUCUAAUUACAUCUGAGCUUAUUGUACGGGAAGUCGAAACUCAACGGAAUGGAGUCAAGGCUAUAUUUGAUCUGGAAGGCUGGGAGUACUCCCAUGCUUUCCAAAUUACUCCAUUUGUGGCCAAGAAGAUUGCUGCUGUACUUACAGAUUCCUUUCCACUGAAAGUUCGUGGUAUCCAUUUGAUAAAUGAACCUGCAAUUUUCCAUGCUGUAUUUUCCAUGAUUAAACCAUUCCUGACUGAAAAAAUUAAGCAACGGAUUCAUAUGCAUGGGAAUAAUUACAAAGAAAACUUACUUCAGCAUUUUCCUGAUAUUCUUCCAUUGGAAUAUGGUGGUGAAGAGUUCUCCAUGGAGGACGUCUGUCAGGAAUGGACAAAUUUUAUAAUGAAGUCUGAAGACUAUCUCAGCAGCAUAUCUGAGACCAUUCAGUGAGAAGUUAUUUCUUCAAAUGGUUUCCUAAUUAAAAGUACAUACAUGAGAUCUUAUGUGAAUGAAAGAGGGCAAAUCUUUUAAAUUAAUUAUUGCUUGUCUGAUCCUUAAAUAUGUAAAAACCUGUAAUAUGAGCAAUAUGGAUGCUUAGAAAGCCUUUAAACCUUUUUUCCACUUUUGAAGUACUUAAAUAUCAAUAUACUUGAAUAGCAUUUCCUAUUUUUGCAGUUGAAGAAAUAACAGAAAGUGAUUUCUGAAGUGGUUAUUCACACGCAUCUUUGUGUGUUUCUACAAAAUUUCAUUUUAAACACAUUUUCUGGUUACAUUUGUUCACAGAUUUAUAAAAUCUACUUAAAUACUGCACAAAUCAAUUCAGUAUAAAAAACUAUUAACACUCUUUUUGUGUGGAUGUCAGAUUAGAUUACAAUUCAGGCUAAAGUCUGAACACAACUUUACAGUUAUUUCUUGGGCCAGCAGGAUAGUUCAACUCAGGGAAAUUCUAUUCGAGCACAUUUGCACAAUAGAAACUUUUGACUGGAGAAUCUGUGUGCCAAACUACUGUAUAUAGGGUCUAUAGAUCUCUAUAAAGGUACGGUUGAUAAUAACUGAUUAAAAUAUAAUUUAGAAAAUAUUUCAGAAAUAGUUCAUGGCUUCUCAAUGCUGUUUUGCAUUUUAAUAAAUAAGGUAAUUUUGACUUGUUUAUGGUAAUUCUUAUGAUCACAUUACAUGGAGAUUUAGAGAGGUGAUAUUUAGUUUUCUUAUACAUAGAAAUUUUUGUUGAAUAACAACUGUAUGAAAGAAAUGUUUACAUUUCUUAAAUCAUCAUCAAUUACACUUGGUAAUUUUCAGUUUACAUAUAAAAUAAUCUGAGUUUUACUCUUACAUCAGAAUAUUCAGAGUCCCACAAUUCUUAUUUACUUUUUAAAAAAGUGGUUAGGAUGUGCUGUUUGUAGUGUAGUUUAUAGAAAAGAAUAUUUAAUUUGCCAAGGAAGAUAUAAUAUCACCCCUUAAAGUCAAUAUAUCUUUUAAUUUAUAAUUUUUAUACUUAGUAUUUUCUAAUUGAUUUCAUUUUAAACUUGAAAGAAUAUGGAGUAUUAAAUUUGUUGAAUCUGUUCAGCGUGUCAGAUUUCAACAUUAAUCAUAAAAUAGUGUUCAUGUGCAAAGAUACUUUUCUGUGUGCAAGGGUGUUUUUCUUUAUAAGAAAAUUAGUCUAAUCAGGUGAGCUGAUAUUUAUAAUUCUUUGAACUUAUGUCUAUGAUACAACUGAGAGUAACUGUGGACGUUCUUUAGCGAAUGUGUUUGAUUUUGAUGUAGCAUUGAGAAGCUAACUUGACAUUAUAUCUUUUAUAACAAAAUUAGAUCUUGCCUAUUUCUUUAAAAGAAUUUUAAUGCUUUCUUUAUAAAAUC
Messenger RNA from Fukomys damarensis (Damara mole-rat), 2619 nucleotides. RefSeq names its product alpha tocopherol transfer protein (gene Ttpa). NCBI's taxonomy places the organism in Eukaryota, Metazoa, Chordata, Mammalia, Rodentia, Bathyergidae. Gene Ontology annotation, cellular component: membrane. The coding region runs from base 364 to 1215 and encodes 283 amino acids. Gene Ontology annotation, molecular function: phosphatidylinositol bisphosphate binding. The record is from RefSeq and is a predicted model, not a curated record. The transcript is spliced from 5 exons.